AAUUGUGGCAAAUGUUUAUUUACCGUUAAUAAAAUGUUUUAUUGAUCCUUUGGCUUGGAUAUAUCCAUAGUAGCUUUAAUCGUGAAGCCAGUUUGUUAUGAUUAUAAUGCAGAUAGUUAAACCUAAAACAAAUCAGCGGCCGCUGUUGGUUCCUGCUGACCUAACGGAGAUGAGCGGCCCUGCCGGAGCGAGGCGGCACAGCUGCAGCGGCGCAUGGUCGGUUCAAGCUCCCGCUCCGCGUUCCCGGAACUGUCCCUCGGUUCAGUGGUCUGCUGCGCUGUGGAUUGUGGGUGUUGAGGACAUCGCCUGGGCUUGUUUCCUUUACCCGACCCGACAGAUCCGCCAGAUCCGCGUCCUCUGCGCGUACUUACAUAAGCUGGGCCAUAAUGUCUAGCAGAGGAGGAAAGAAGAAGACCACAAAGACAUCCAGGUCUACCAAGGCUGGGGUGAUCUUCCCUGUGGGUAGGAUGUUGCGAUACAUUAAGAGGGGUCUCCCCAAGUACAGGAUCGGUGUGGGAGCACCUGUCUACAUGGCAGCUGUGCUGGAGUAUCUGACCGCUGAAAUUCUGGAGCUGGCUGGUAAUGCAGCCCGAGACAACAAGAAAGGACGUGUAACUCCCAGACAUAUACUACUAGCCGUUGCCAACGAUGAAGAACUCAAUCAGCUGUUGAAGGGGGUGACCAUUGCAGCAGGUGGAGUUUUGCCCAAUAUCCACCCAGAGUUGCUAGCAAAGAAACGAGGCUCCAAGGGCAAGCUGGAGGCUGUCAUCACUCCUCCACCAGCCAAGAAAACCAAAACCACCAAAAAAGCAUCAACAGGCAAGAAACCUGGUACCAAAAAGUCAUCAAGAUCUAAGAAGCAGGGUGAAGUUAGCAAGGCUGCGAGUGCAGACAGCACCACAGAGGGCUCCCCCGCUGACGGCUUCACUGUCCUCUCCACCAAGAGCCUCUUCCUGGGACAGAAGCUCAAUCUUAUUCACAGCGAGAUCAGUAACUUGGCUGGCUUUGACGUGGAAGGGGUUAUCAAUCCAACCAAUGCUGACAUUGACCUUAAAGAUGAUCUAGGCAGUGCCUUGGAGAAGAAGGGAGGGAAGGAGUUUGGUGAAGCAGUGUUGGAAGUGCGCAAGAAGAACGGCCCCCUGGAGGUGGCUGGGGCUGUCCUGACCUCUGGUUAUGGGCUCCCUGCUAAGUUUGUCAUCCACUGCAACAGUCCUGGCUGGGGCUCAGACAAGUGUGAGGAGCUACUGGAUAAGACAGUGAAGAACUGUCUGGCUCUGGCUGACGAGAAGAAACUGAAAUCUGUGGCAUUCCCGUCCAUCGGCAGUGGCAGGUGGUGUCAAUGCAGUAUCUUUUGGGCAACACCGCCCAGGUGCUGAGGUCGCGGGGCUGUGCUGGUGUCAGGAGGGGGUCGGGCUCCUAGCCGCAGGGACCUCCUGGAAGGACGCCGGUCUGAGGUGUAAUCCCUAGGAAAUGCAUACAGGUCUUUCCUUUCUCUGCAAACUGGAAGCAUCUGUUGAACCUUCCCAGCAGCCCUAGUGAACAAGCAUGGAGGGAGGGGCUGAAUACAGUAACACAAACAGCACAGAAGAUGGUAAGUAUCUGUUCAUCAAAGCCUUACCCAGCAUGCGUGGAAUGUAAUAUGUCCCUCGUUAGAAGCAGAACAUGGGCACAGUGAGUAUGCACUCACUCCCUCUGCUGACUACACCACCCCCUCACUAAUCCCCUAGGAGUGUGGUGAUUGACUUUAUCCCCUCACUCAUUUCAGGCGAAGCUUAAACGUCUGUUUACAGAAAGCAAAAUCCAGGAUGUGAUAGAGUUGAUUUUUUUGGGGCUUCAUGUUUUUGUCGUUGCCUAAAGCUCAUUGCAGUUACAAAGUGGGUUGGAAGAGCUGAAUCCAGAGUGGAAGUCUGUAGAACAGGGUAGAGUGUAGACGUAAUCCCUCACAGAAAAGUAAAAUGUACUGGAGUCAGGAUGAAACUCAUUUAAACUAUAUCCAGCCUGAAAUUACAAGAUGCAGACCAUUCAUGUUAAUGUCUAACAUUAAAUGGGAAAUGUAUAUCACUCGAUGACAGACAACCAAUAAAACCACUUCACCUUUCUUCCACAGUUCUGUAAGUAUUUGAAAGCAUUUUCCUUGAAGAUCACAUCUCUUGCUUGGUCAGUUUCAUAGUUCCAUACCUACCGUGAUGUACUGCAGUCCACCGAGUGCUGACCCAGUCCCACCGUGCAGAGGCUGGUGAGGGUGUAGCAGUCCUGCCUCUCACCACACCACAUUGUAGACUGGAGACCACAGGGCUCCUGGGAGUCAGUUGGCUUGCCUUUGAUGGCUUGAUUCUGUGGCUCAGAAGAGUAAAUUGAAUGCAAUCCCAGCCAGGCCUGAGUUGCAGCAGAGAGUAAUACUGAUUUAUUUCUAUUGUGUUUCAGAGGAGCUCAGAUCCCCCACUCUCCAGACACUUGAGGAGAGUCUAUCAGCACAAUCAGAAGAGCACUAGGAGACUGUGGGGGAAUUACUGGCCUUUUGGUGGACUUUUGGCAAAGAUUUUGGAUUUUGGUGGGAUUUUACCAAGAUGUUCUGAAGUAGACCCUCCCAUGGGGCCCGAUGAUCUGUGCAUUAGAUCGAAUUGUAUCCUAUGAGGAUACAAUUCGACAUACCUGCUUAGUGUGAAUAAAAGCAUAUCUGCUUAUUGUA
This is a messenger RNA of Electrophorus electricus (electric eel), 2689 nucleotides long. It is a transcript of the gene macroh2a1, whose product is annotated as macroH2A.1 histone. Gene Ontology annotation, molecular function: structural constituent of chromatin; protein heterodimerization activity; DNA binding. The record is from RefSeq and is a predicted model, not a curated record. Gene Ontology annotation, cellular component: nucleosome. Gene Ontology annotation, biological process: nucleosome assembly. Lineage: Eukaryota; Metazoa; Chordata; Actinopteri; Gymnotiformes; Gymnotidae.